AUGAAGAGCUCGUGCGUAGUUGUCUUUUCCUUUAUUUUGUUUGUUGUUUCGCAGAAAAUUUGCGUUUGCUACAAAAAUCCUCGUUUCAGUUCCUUGGCGGCCAAGUCGGAAAAGGAAUUAUCGGAUGAUUUGAAGGAAUUGAACCAAUUGAACGAAGAACUAAUUUCGAACGAAAGAGAAGAUGAAGAUGACGACGAGGAUGACUAUGAAGAGGAGAAUCUCGAAAAUUCCAAUUUUGAUGACAUAGCUCGGGAGAGCCUGGAAAAUGCCGAGGGACAGGCAACUGUUGAUCUUGAAAAUGUAGAAAUGGAUAAACUCCUGGACGAAGAAAUAUUCAGGAUAAUUCAGGAACGACUGAUAAAGUUAUGGUACAUUGGAAGUUGCAGGAGGGACUACUCUGGUGUCUGUCCUUUGGGAUGGAAAGUAUCCGCUUAUGAUGAGAACCUUUGUAUCCCACCUGAAACAUAUGAAGGACCAUGCAGAUCGAUAGAUUUUUCGAACAGCACUAAUGUCGACAAGGAGCUUUUCGCUUGGAAGUGUCAAGUGGAGUGGCCCUGCACGAACCACCCCAAAUUAAGAGUCAUGGAAAAAUGCCCCUUCAGAUGGACCCUCGUGGGCAGUAAUUUGUGCAUAGCACCGGAGGAUUAUAUUGGGAAAUGCUCCCCCGCCAUGGACUUCGCAAAUUACGAUUACGAGACACGCGUUAGAUGGGCCACUGAAUGUAACGUCCAGUGGGCUCCUCUAAUUCCAUCUAAGAUUGCAAAAUCGAAGGAUGGAAUUUUGAGGGCCUCCUCCGGGGGUCCGGUGGAAGAAAGUGGAAACAUUAUAAAAAUCGUCUCAAAAAAGUGA
Plasmodium knowlesi strain H is the source of this 849-nucleotide messenger RNA. RefSeq lists its product as uncharacterized. The coding region runs from base 1 to 849 and encodes 282 amino acids. The transcript is spliced from 10 exons. The record is from RefSeq and is a predicted model, not a curated record. NCBI's taxonomy places the organism in Eukaryota, Apicomplexa, Aconoidasida, Haemosporida, Plasmodiidae.